ACUACUAACUACACUUCCCAGCAUGCUUCUCGGCUAAACAACAUGGUUCCACACAGACACUGAAGACUUACAAACAUGUAUUCCAACAUUUAUUUCGCAAUGAUGCACAGUUUCGUCGUAAUUAUCUUUAUUUUCGUGAGUCAUGCGUCUGCAGCGGAUACUAAAGUCUCACAGACUCCCCACAGUCCCAGUCAGAGCUAUUUCAUGUCGAUAUGGCACAACAGGCUGUACUUGUAUUCAGCUGCUGCGCUAGUGUUUGGGGUCUGGUUCUCCCUGAAGAUGGCACUGAAGAAGCAAAGCCUCUCCAGGGACGUCGGCUCCUGGGUCUACAAAGCUGUGAAGAAGAACGACUGCUCUGGCAGAGACCCUGUGGUUCACGUGUCAAGGGUUAAAAUCUUCUACGGCUCACAGACGGGAACAGCAAAAAGUUUUGCAAAAGAGCUAUCAGAGGAGGUGAAGACUUUGGGCAUACCAGCUGAGGUGAUUGACAUGAAAGACUACGAUCCAGAUGAUCAGCUUGCUGAUGAGUGCACCAACAAGUCAGUCUGUGUGUUUCUUGUGGCCUCCUACACUGACGGACAGCCAACAGAGAACGCUGAGUGGUUCUGCAAGUGGCUGGAGGAGGCGUCCACUGACUUCAGAUACGGGAAGACCUACCUAAAAGGCCUCAGAUAUGCGGUGUUCGGUCUCGGAGACUCUGUCUACGUCGGCCACUACAACACGGUUGGUAAAAACGUGGACAAGUGGCUGUGGAUGCUGAGUGGCAUGCGUAUCAUGACCAGGGGAGAAGGCGACUGCAACGUGGUGAAGAGCCGUAACGGCAGCGUCCAGGCAGACUUCCUGGCCUGGAAGGUCAAGUUCUUGAACCGCUUACAGGCCCUGUCCAAAGGCGAGAAGAAGAGCUGCAGUGGGAACUGUAAGACUGGAGGCUCCUGUAAGAACAAGAAGAAAGACGGACAGGAGGAGGAAGAGAAGGCAGCUCUGCAGAAUAACAGCUCUGAGGAGGAUCUGAUGGAGUCCAGCAGUGAUGAUGAGGAAGAUGAAAAAGAUGAAAAAAAAUCCGGUGCAGUGGUUGACAUGGAGGAUCUGGGCAACAUCAUGAACAGCGUCAAAAAAGCAAAGAGCAAAGAAGAGGGCCAAGCAGACGGCCAGAUGGUGAAGCUAUCCAAGCUGAACGGCGUGAAGAAGACUGAAGAUGAAGGGGAACGAAGAGAGAUGAUCACUCCUUCCCUUAGAGAAGCGCUGACUAAGCAAGGCUACAAACUAAUUGGAAGUCACUCAGGAGUAAAGCUUUGUCGAUGGACCAAGUCUAUGUUACGAGGGAGAGGAGGCUGUUACAAGCACACCUUCUAUGGUAUUGAGUCCCACCGGUGCAUGGAGACAACCCCCAGCCUCGCCUGUGCUAACAAGUGUGUCUUCUGCUGGAGACAUCACACCAACCCCGUGGGCACAGAGUGGCGCUGGAAGAUGGACCCCGCUGAGAAAAUCCUGCAGGACGCCCUGGAGAAGCAUCAGAACAUGAUUCGACAGUUUAGAGGUGUUCCCGGAGUGAAGCCUGACCGGUACGAGGAAGGCUUGGCUGUCAAGCACUGCGCCCUCUCUCUUGUGGGUGAGCCAAUCAUGUAUCCUGAAAUCAACGCCUUCGUCCGCCUCCUCCACUCCCACCACAUCUCCAGUUUCCUGGUUACCAAUGCACAGUUCCCCAAAGAAAUCAGGAGUCUGGUGCCAGUUACCCAGUUGUACGUCAGCGUGGACGCGAGCACCAAAGAUAGUCUAAAGAAGAUUGACCGGCCGCUUUUUAAGGACUUCUGGCCACGAUUCCUAGACAGCCUUAAAGCCCUGGGAGAGAAGAGGCAGAGGACGGUGUACAGACUGACGCUGGUGAAGGCCUGGAACGUGGAGGAGAUGCAGGCGUACUCGGAGCUCAUAGCUAUGGGCCAACCGGACUUCAUUGAGGUCAAGGGAGUGACGUACUGCGGGGAAAGUUCUGCCAGCAGCCUGACGAUGGCCAACGUCCCUUGGCACCAGGAAGUGGUCGCCUUCGUCCAGCAGCUGACUGACAUGUUGCCUCAGUAUGAGAUCGCUUGCGAGCACGAGCACUCUAACUGCCUGCUCAUCGCACACACCAAGUUCAAGGUGGACGGCGAGUGGUGGACAUGGAUCGACUACGAUCGUUUCCAGGAGCUGGUCCAGGCUCACGAGGACAGCGGGGGAAAGCAGAGCUUCUCAGCCUUGGACUACAUAGCCAAGACUCCCAGCUGGGCUCUGUUCGGAGCCAACGAGCAAGGUUUCGACCCCGCCGACACGCGCUACCAACGGCGCAACAAAACCAAAGACAUCUCAGGAUGCUGAUGAAUGAGAGAGGGAGAGGUAGGACGAGUAGAACAAUCUGAUCCGUGCUGAUCUUUCUAGUUAGAAGGAAAGAGGGGUUGGAUGCCCUAAUUUUCCUGUAAGCUUACUCCCUCUUUUCUCUUCAUUGAAUUUUUAAAUGUAUUGGUUUGACCUCUAAGAUCAACCCAGACUGCCAGAAUCAAUUCAUUCACUUAUUUCCUAGAAAUUCCUCUUUACGUCGACUGUAAGUGCUUCUUUUGCUUUGUUUCUAUACAUAGAUAUUCCCUCUUUUGUUGAAGGAGUCAUUAUUAUACUGUAAAUGUUAAUGGCUUUGAUCUUUAUAACCAUCAUUGGCAGCGCUUGGGAAGGUUUACAUCGUUUAAGUCGGACCUGGCAGCGUCUUCAUCACCGGCCUCGUUUCUGACGUGUUUUUUUUUUGAGAGGCGGCUGUACUGCACAGGACGUGAUUAGCUGAUGGGAAAAGCUCCUUUUACCUCUCCUCAUGUCAUCUGCGGGAGCCGCACAUCUUCCCCAGACACCUUUACUCUUCCACCUACUCAUUAGGACAGCGGUCGUAUGUACUUUUGCACUGAGAGACUCGAGCAGCGAGAUGAGAGCAUCAAGGCUGCAUCUCUACUGGGUGAAACUUGCUUUACAGCACAGGCUUUUUAUUUGCUCCCUUUUGGUUUUUUUUUGAGUGUAACGGUUGAAUUGCUGCACAUUCCCAGCAGUGUGAGGUCUUGGUUUCUUUUACUUUCUUUUUUUAAGACUAUUUUUUUUUAGCAUUAAUCCUUAGUGGGCAGCGAAGAGGCAAACAGGAAACAUGGGGAGAGAGAGAGAUGAGUAUGACAUGCAAGAUAUAAAAUCUAGAUUUCUGUAGUGCAUUUAACAUAAUCUAGACAAUAUCAAUCAUUAUAACACUAAAUCUUACAGCUAAAUUGACACAUACCUAGAUACAAAGAUAAACCGUUAAUGUACAGCACUUUAAAAUGUUUAAUUUAGCCACCAUUCAGGACCAGGUGCGAGUCAUCAUGGGUGGUGAUGUGGCUUCCAUAUGGGUCUAACUCAUGUACACCUCCCCCCUCCCCAAGUCCAACGUGCCAGAACAAAGCCUUUACUGAUGUGUGAUUGAAUCCAGAUGUAUAAAUCAAGUCCAUUUUAAUUAGUUUUUUUUUUAUUCGUAUGUAAAUCCAGAUGUAAACAAUUAUUAAGUCAAUUUUGAUUUGUUUUGUAAGGUUUUUUUUGUUGUUGCAGUGUCUCCCUGUUGGGAGGAACGUCCAGAGCAGCAGGUGUGUGAAUUUAUCACUGUAAUAAAUGUUUUUGGAAUAAUCUGCUUUGUUAUUUGUGGAUUACAUGUACAGCUCACACACACACACACACACACACACACACACACACACACACACACAGAGACACACAGGUGCAUUAAGGCACAUGUGGUAAACUGUAUUUCUGGCAGGCGCUCUAUUGUUAUUACUGUUAUUAUUCAUUUUUUCUCCCUUUAUACUGGCAAAUGGGAGGUUGACAUUUUCAGACUACAAUAGGUCUGGUCAAAGCUUGCUGGGCUGCACUUAGAGGCCAAAAGAAGAGCUUUAAUUGAACAAGGAUGGAGCCAGAGGUGAAGUUCACAAGUGGUACAACAGCCGACAGUUUGAAGCUAAGAUUGAAUUUGUUGCUGCUGUUGUAAUUUAAACAAAAAUGAAACGGCAAAAAAAUAAGUAAUAGUACUAUUUGACACAUUGUACUGAAGACUUACAUUGCCUUUAAUGUAAUGUAAGAUGUAUACAAUUAUACAGUAACACCUGAGCAUAUCUACAGAUACAGAUUGUGACUCAUUGAGUUUUCUUAAAUUAUGAUACUUUAGAUUUUAGUGAUGUGAGCUUACACAAAGCAUGAUAGAGAACUCGCUCUUUAUUGGGCGACCCCACAGAUGAUUGAGGCUGCCGUGUGUGAAGUCGUGUAACUAUGAAUAUGUAUCAGGCGAUGCACUGUUUGUAUUAUGAGUAAACAAGGAUGAGGGGGGAAAAAAUGGAUAAAACUCAUCCUCCGACUGCUGAGCUGUGCUGUGUGGCUCCCAGGAGCAACAAUGUGUAACAAUGACUGUGAAGCAAGAAAUUGCCAAAAAAAAUUAGCAUGAAAACCGUCCUUGAAUAAAUAAAGGUUAUUUCAUUACA
Messenger RNA from Thunnus maccoyii (southern bluefin tuna), 4505 nucleotides. RefSeq names its product tRNA-yW synthesizing protein 1 homolog (S. cerevisiae) (gene tyw1). Gene Ontology annotation, molecular function: 4 iron, 4 sulfur cluster binding; catalytic activity; FMN binding. NCBI's taxonomy places the organism in Eukaryota, Metazoa, Chordata, Actinopteri, Scombriformes, Scombridae. The record is from RefSeq and is a predicted model, not a curated record. The coding region runs from base 76 to 2352 and encodes 758 amino acids. The transcript is spliced from 16 exons. Gene Ontology annotation, biological process: wybutosine biosynthetic process.